Molecule: messenger RNA, 2021 nt
Organism: Schistosoma bovis
Lineage: Eukaryota; Metazoa; Platyhelminthes; Trematoda; Strigeidida; Schistosomatidae
Source: the annotation of a GenBank genome assembly
GUGCAGUUCCCUUUGCGGAUUGUGUAGGCGGAAAUUUGAUGGUGUAUGUUACCCGAUGACUUUACCGACUACUGAUGAUUUGUACUCAUGUUAUGAUAAACUAACCGACAGUUCUAUAGAUUUAAAGGAGAGAGAAAAUGCCUACAAAACAGUACUUGUAGGUGUUAAAGGCGAUGAAAAUGCAAAGAGAUUGUCAAGUCAGUUUAUUGCAAGAUUUAGCAAACUUUUCGAGAAUCUACUGGAGGAAAGUUUCAAUUGUUUUCUGGAUUUAUGUGACGACGACGAUGUAAACGUUCGAAGUCAAGUGGUGCACGAUUUGUUACAGUUUUGUAAACAUGCACGGGUGUUCGUCCCACGUGUUGCUGAUGUUCUCGUUCAAAUGUAUCAAACAGAUGAUAAGAAGGAGCUGAAUGUAAUUUCUUUGGCUCUGUCUCAACUACUUCAUUCUGAGCCGAAAGCGACCUUACUAGGAAUAUUCAAUCGACUUCUUUCAAUGAAUGCAGAAAAUUCUAGAGAAAAUACUCUCAAAUUCCUAUGUGAACGUUUAAAAAGUCUACCAGACAAUGUAUUAACCAGUGAUCUGGAGUCUUUUGUGGUUGAACAAACUAAUCGAGUGCUACAUGAUGUUUCUGAGGAUGAGUUUCCAAUGUUAAUCUCUUUACUAUCAUCCCUGAAAUGUAUGUCUACACUGACUGGCAGGCAAAAACUAGUCGGCAUGAUCUCUCAACAAGCUUUGCAGGCCGUUCCUACAUUCAAUGCUAGUGAUCGGGCAUGUAUAGCUCAAGUUCGGGAGAGUUGUAGACAGGCUGCCUUAUGUAUAUCUAAAAACGUUAAUGCUCAUGACUUGUACAUAUACAUGUUGGAAAAAUUCCUACCACAAUUUGGUGACUUUGCUGAAGACACUUUCGACGAACGGCUGAGCUUACUUCAGUUGACCGCAGAGCUACUGUUUUUCCCAAGUCAAGCACUUGCAUCGAUAAAGUCAGAAGAUAUAACAAAAUAUUUAAACUCUGCUUUUAAUAUACUGUCAAUGUUCUUGCCUAACAUCCCUUCGGAAGAAACAGCUGACAACUUGAAACAGCCUUCUAUAGAAAAGCCAACAUUAAACCAGAUGGGUUUAAAGUUUUCGGAGUUAGAAGCAAGUUUGUUUUUAUGCUGCCAGCUUGGAUGUUAUUAUCCUCAAUAUUUUGGGGGGAAAGCGAAUGAUAAUGAACCUGAGUUAUCUGUUAUCGAAGAUGGAGUCGAUAGAUUACGUACUGUCAGACCUCGUCUCCAGUACUUAAGUCAGCUAGCACAAGAUUAUGCAACAACAAUAUCUGGUCAGUUGGAUAAGAAUUUACAGUCUGAAGAGAGCAAGCUUCGAAUCAUGGCUCACAGAGUGAGUUCUUUAGCUUUUCCAAUAAUCUGUUGAGGAUAUUUUAUGGUCUCGGUUUUAUUCAAAUUGAUGUUCAAAACCAAACAAAACGUCUCAUUUAAUAGGUAACUCCGAUGUCACAAUUAAGACUACUCAAAUUUAUACAUAUAGCUCAAAUCAACAGCUAUUCGUAUCUUGAGCAGUGACCAGCUUAUGAUGAACAUACAGCGAAUGAUACGGUGCUUUUUUCACAACCCUCCAAUGUUCAAAACCAUCAAUGUAACAUUGUCGUGGAUUCAAUCACCUGUUACUUCGAUUCCAGGUACAAAGCGUCCUCUUUCCACGGAUUCGGGUAAUCACCAUAGUACAGGUGUUCGACAACCACGUGGUGAUAGACUAUUGUAUACUCCACCAAUCGGUCAGUGGUCUCGUGUUGAUACUAUUGAUUCGAAUAAAGGCAGAUUUCGAUUUGGUCGUAGUGGUCGGGGGCGUGGACGGAACUUCUGAAUUGACAUCGUUUGUUUUGUGUUACUUACCCCUCUUUAAUUGCUAGCUGUAAAAUAUUCUCUAACCAGCUGUUGAUGCUAUUCUGUAAUUCAACACAUUUUAAUACUUGUAUUUUUCCUUUUUGUACAUGUAUGAUAUUAGUAAACAACAUCUCAUAAUG